This is a messenger RNA of Silurus meridionalis, 2735 nucleotides long. RefSeq names its product heparan sulfate glucosamine 3-O-sulfotransferase 3B1-like. The coding region runs from base 323 to 1612 and encodes 429 amino acids. Gene Ontology annotation, molecular function: [heparan sulfate]-glucosamine 3-sulfotransferase activity. Lineage: Eukaryota; Metazoa; Chordata; Actinopteri; Siluriformes; Siluridae. The record is from RefSeq and is a predicted model, not a curated record. The transcript is spliced from 2 exons.
GUGAGGAAGAGAGAGAGAAAAAGAGAGGGACGGAGAGAGAGAAAGAAGUUUGUUCCCUUGUUCCUCUCCUCUUGUGGACAUUAAGAUCAGAAAGUGGUUUCCUCCUGGAGUUUCCACCUCGCUUUCAUUUCUCCGCAACUUUACAUUUUUUGGUAUUUUUUAUUUUCUUAAUUUUUUUUUCUUUCUUUCUUUUCUCUUUUUAUUUUUUGCUUUAAUGGCUCGUGCAUCCUGACCCACGCACGCGACUUUCCCCCCUCCCCUGACACGUCCUGCGUGAAGAUGUCCGGUCGGAGCACGGUCCACGUCGCACCCGUCGAGGCUUAUGGAAUAUAGCCUGCUCCGCGCACAUCAUCACCACCACCUUCACCACCACCAUCAUCAUCAUCAUCAGCUCUAUGCUCUACCGGCUGCGAGUUCGGUGAGGCGGAAGCUCGCGCUGUUCGGCAUCAUGCUCGUGCUGUGGCUCUACGUGCUGUACUCGUGCGUGGGCUCGUGCGCCACCGUGCCGACUUUGCGCGCCGACCGGCGGCGACGUCCCGAGGACGCGUCGGGCACGAGUUUAGUGCCGCGCGCGCGCGCCUGGGAGGAGGACGACUACGACCGUAACGGAGUCGGCGUGUUUUCCCGAGACUUAAACACCGUCGAAGGCGGCGACGACGACGCGACGGAGGUCGGGACACUCCCGCGUGAAGUCCUGAGCGCCAGCGAGACGGAGACGGAGAUGGAGACGGAGAAGCGCGGCGCGGACUCGGGAGGAGCCGCGGGAGUUGACGCGGGAGCGGAGCGGAGGUCUGCGGUGCACAGCGGCGGCUUGUCCUCCUUCUCCAACGGCUCCGGGGUGAAGCGGCUGCCGCAGGCCAUCAUCGUCGGCGUGAAGAAAGGCGGCACGCGCGCGCUGCUCGAGUUCCUCCGCGUGCACCCCGACGUGAGGGCGGCGGGGGCCGAGCCGCACUUCUUCGACCGUUUCUAUGGCAACGGAUUGCAGUGGUACAGAGACCUGAUGCCCAAGACCCUGGAGGGUCAGAUCACCAUGGAGAAGACGCCCAGCUACUUUGUGACUCGUGAAGCUCCAGCUCGAAUCUACUCAAUGUCACGUUCCACCAAACUCAUCGUGGUGGUGAGGGAUCCAGUCACCCGGGCCAUCUCAGACUACACACAGACACUGUCCAAAAAGCCAGACAUUCCCUCAUUUGAGAGCCUGACUUUUAAAAACAGGACUACAGGCCUAAUCGACACCUCAUGGAGCGCCAUCCAGAUUGGCAUCUACGCCAAGCACCUGGACAACUGGCUCCAGUAUUUCCCCAUGCGUCAGAUCCUGUUUGUAAGCGGCGAGCGGUUGAUCAGUGACCCAGCCGGAGAGCUCGGCCGUGUGCAGGAUUUUCUGGGCCUAAAGAGGAUCAUCACAGACAAACACUUCUAUUUCAACCAGACCAAGGGCUUUCCAUGCCUGAAGAAGGCUGAAGGAAGCAGCAAGCCUCACUGCCUGGGCAAAACCAAAGGCCGAACACACCCCAACAUUGACCCUGAGGUGGUGCAGAGGUUACGGGACUUCUACCGGCCCUUUAAUAUGAAGUUCUACCAGAUGACUGGACACAACUUUGGUUGGGAUUGAAAGUGAACAAAAAAAAAAAAAUUUGUGUUUGCGAUGGCAAAUGUGACAAUUGUUAUCUAUAUAUAUAUGUGUAAAUGUACAGAAAUCUAUUUUAUAAUAAUUUAUUUUUUAAUUUUGAAGCAAUUAAUUCACUAAGCUGCCUAACCAUAUUUGUUCAGUGCAUCUGGCUCACAUUUCCACCCCUGCCUCCCAACAUUCCUACCAUCCCCUUCCCCCAAAUAAUGGUUGGAUCAAUAGGCCUAAUUACUACUCACAGUGUCCUUGAUUCAUGCAUAGAGUUUCCCUCAGAAUUUCUUUUUUUUUCCAGGCAAUGCACACUAGAAUGGGCAUUUUAUCAAUGGGGCAAUUGUGUGUUGGACUACACAGAGGCAACAUGUCAUUAUGCUAAUUACAUAACACAUGAACCUGAUUAGAUAUCUGAGGUCUCGUUGCAUCUUGGUAUAAUGAGGGGAAUGCGAUUGGGUCUGUGCCAAAGGUGCUGUCAUCAUGCAGACGGUGUGAUGUUAUAUAAAGUGCAGUCAGAAGAUAUUAUGGUUCCUCAAUGAUGAAGUGGAUCGGACCAAUUAAGCAUCUGAAUCUCAUCAGGGAUGAUCUCAAUCAAUUUCCUGUUGCCAAAUUCGGUCGUGAGUCCGAAACCAGGUUAUAGCGCCUCGAUUUGUUUGUUUAAGUCGUUUGUGUUGCCUUGUUUAGACCUCGUUUUUCUCUUUCUACUUGAAUUCUUUUUAUGCAAGAGGGAGAAAGUGUCUAGCCUCGCCAUCUGUUAUAUAUCAUAUAACCUCCGAGAUGAGAGAAAGACCUCAGCACAGCCCUGAUUUAUCUGCUUCUCCUUAGUUUAAUGAAAAGUCGUUCGGGGAAAACUUCCCUAUGUUGUGUCUAAUUCUGAAAUGCAAAACAUUAUGCAAAAGGCAUGUAGUGUAGCAGGAGUUUGCUUAAGUUUCAAGGUCCAAACCAUGUAAGAUUAAGAUUUCGAAGUGGAAGUGAACAAAUGAGCAAAUGAUAUGCAGCGGAAAUGUAGUUUUUGAUAAAAACAUUUUUGGACAAAUUGAAACAGGGUUGAGUUGUGAAUGUAGCGAAGCCUCAAAUCACUAAAACAUUGUGAAAAUCCAGUACUGAGGAAAACACU